Messenger RNA from Penicillium soppii, 3033 nucleotides. RefSeq names its product Sec23/Sec24 family protein. The transcript has 5 exons. Gene Ontology annotation, biological process: intracellular protein transport; COPII-coated vesicle cargo loading; endoplasmic reticulum to Golgi vesicle-mediated transport. Bases 1 to 3033 code for a protein of 1010 amino acids. Gene Ontology annotation, molecular function: zinc ion binding; SNARE binding. Gene Ontology annotation, cellular component: COPII vesicle coat; endoplasmic reticulum exit site. NCBI's taxonomy places the organism in Eukaryota, Fungi, Ascomycota, Eurotiomycetes, Eurotiales, Aspergillaceae. The record is from RefSeq and is a predicted model, not a curated record.
AUGGCCAACCCUUCUAUGUAUAACACAAUGGGCCAGGCAUCUGGCGAAGACCCGUCGAAUCCACAGUACAUGGCUCAACAGCCGUCACCUCAACAAUAUGCAGCUGGUUAUCCUCCUGGUGCCGCACCUCCACAACCAGGAGCCCCUUACGCCAACCCAGCUCCAAAUCAAUGGGCCGCUUACGGCUCACCACAACAGCCCGGAUUGGCGAGCCCUGGCGUCGCAUACAAUGCCCCCCAGCAAGCACCAAUUGGUGGAGCGGGGGAUCCAGGAAUAGCAGGCAUAGCGUCUCAGAUGAGUGGUUUGGGAAUUGCAGCAGAUGCGGGGGCCAGGACACACCGGAAGAAGCAUCGCCAUGCUCACCAUGAUAUCGGAGGUGCUGCUGCACUCCCCGCCCAAGGGUUCAACAAUGGAAUGGAUCAAGGAGGCUUGCAACAGCAACCAUCGCAAUUCUUGAACACGGGACUAAACCAAAAUGCUGAUCGGCCAGUUUCCCCAGCGGUGGGGUUGGUCUCUGGGCAGUCUGCUGCCCCCGACAUACCUGGCAUGCAGAGUGGUGCUGGUGCUGUUCCUACCUCAGGCCGAAUUGACCCAGAACAAAUCCCCAGUAUCCCACAAUCGCGCGACCUGCCUGCUCAGUACUACUUCAAUCAUGUCUACCCGACUAUGGACCGACACCUACCCCCGCCAGCCGCGAUCCCGUUCGUGGCCCACGACCAAGGCAACUCCUCCCCCAAAUACGCCCGUUUGACCCUCAACAACAUUCCCUCCGCCUCCGACUUCCUAGCCUCCACCGGUUUACCAUUGGGGAUGGUCCUGCAACCGCUCGCACCCUUGGACCCUGGCGAACAGCCGAUCCCCGUGCUGGACUUUGGGGAUGUUGGGCCCCCUCGAUGCCGAAGAUGUCGGACGUAUAUCAACCCGUUCAUGUCCUUCCGAAAUGGUGGCAACAAGUUUGUCUGUAACAUGUGCACAUUCCCGAACGAUACGCCUGCCGAAUACUUUGCGCCCUUGGACCCAUCUGGCGCGCGCGUGGAUCGCAUGCAGCGUCCAGAGUUGAUGAUGGGAACCGUUGAGUUUACGGUACCCAAGGAAUACUGGAACAAGGAGCCGGUGGGCCUUCAGACUCUAUUCUUGAUCGAUGUCAGCCGAGAGUCAGUUCAUCGGGGUUUCCUAAAGGGUGUAUGUGAAGGUAUCAAAGAAGCGUUGUACGGCGAUGGGACUGAACCGUCAGAGGGCUCCGAAGGCGAUGAAUCGUCGCGGAAACUGCCUGCUGGCGCGAAAAUCGGUAUUGUCACGUAUGACAAGGAGGUGCACUUCUACAACCUGACCGCUACCCUGGACCAGGCACAGAUGAUGGUCAUGACUGAUUUGGAAGAACCAUUUGUGCCUUUGAGCGAUGGCCUUUUCGUGGACCCGUAUAAGUCAAAGUCUGUGAUCACUUCACUUCUCAGUCGGAUACCCAAAAUUUUCUCUUCCAUCAAGAACCCCGAAUCGGCUUUGCUGCCCAUGUUGAAUUCGGCACUAUCCGCUCUUCAGGCCACAGGUGGCAAGAUAGUCUGCGCACUGGCUAGCUUGCCUACCUAUGGUCCAGGAUCGUUGUCCAUGCGAGAGGAUCCCAAGCUGCAUGGAACGGACGCUGAACGGAAACUGUUCGCAACGGAAAAUCCAGCCUGGAAGAAGACGGCAAGCAAGCUCGCCGAAGCCGGAGUUGGUGUUGAUAUGUUCAUGGCGGCCCCUGGUGGCGCUUAUCUCGACGUGGCAACAAUUGGACAUGUCUCUAGUCUUACUGGAGGCGAGACUUUCUUUUACUCUAACUUCCACGCACCGCGUGAUCUUCUCAAGCUGCGAGCCGAGCUAGCACAUGCCGUCACUCGGGAGACGGGAUAUCAAACCUUAAUGAAAGUCCGAUGCUCCAAUGGACUCCAGGUUUCUGCGUACCACGGCAACUUUGUCCAACACGCCCUUGGUGCCGAUCUGGAGAUUGCCGGCGUCGACGCUGACAAGGCGAUCGGCGUGCUCUUCAGCUACGACGGCAAGCUCGAUCCCAAACUGGAUGCGCACUUCCAGGCCGCGUUGUUGUACACUUCUGCGGACGGCCAACGGCGCGUCCGAUGUAUCAAUGUUGUUGCAGCAGUCAACGAAGGUGGCUUGGAGACAAUGAAGUUUGUUGAUCAAGAUGCCGUGGUCUCGGUCAUUGCCAAGGAGGCCGCCUCCAAGACACUCGACAAGACCCUCAAGGAUAUUCGGGCAAACAUCUCGGAGAAGACAGUCGACAUCUUCAGUGGAUAUCGCAAGAUUUUCUCUGGUUCUCAACCACCCGGCCAGCUGGUUCUGCCUCAGAAUUUGAAGGAAUUUUCGAUGUACAUGCUGAGCUUGGUUAAGUCAAGGGCAUUCAAGGGUGGCAAUGAAUCAUCAGACCGGCGUGUACACGACAUGCGCAUGAUCCGGGCGAUGGGCUGCACGGAGCUGUCAUUGUAUCUAUACCCGCGAAUCAUUCCCGUCCACAAUAUGCAGCCGGAAGAUGGAUUUGCGAACCAACAUGGCCAACUCCAAAUCCCACCCACUCUGCGAGCCAGCUUCUCUCGUAUCGAAGAAGGCGGUGUCUACUUGGUAGACAACGGGCAGGCGGUCCUCCUCUGGCUGCACUCCCAGGUCUCGCCCAACCUGCUGGAAGACCUCUUUGGACCGGGUCACGACACGCUCCAAAAUCUCAGCCCGAACAUCUCAUCGCUACCCGUUCUAGAUACACACCUGAACGCACAGGUUCGUAAUUUGCUGCAAUACCUCUCGACCGUGCGCGGAUCCAAGUCCGUGACGAUCCAACUGGCCCGUCAAGGCCUGGAUGGGGCGGAAUACGAGUUCGCCCGACUUCUGCUGGAGGACCGGAACAACGAGGCACAGAGCUACGUCGACUGGUUGGUGCACAUUCACCGCCAAAUUAAUUUGGAACUGGCUGGUCAUCGCAAAAAGGAAGAGUCCGGCGAGGGCACAUUGGCUAGUCUGACGGCCAUGCGUGCUCCGUAUUGGUAA